This is a messenger RNA of Lolium rigidum, 1571 nucleotides long. RefSeq lists its product as uncharacterized. NCBI's taxonomy places the organism in Eukaryota, Viridiplantae, Streptophyta, Magnoliopsida, Poales, Poaceae. The transcript has 2 exons. Gene Ontology annotation, biological process: regulation of defense response to fungus. Bases 216 to 1571 code for a protein of 451 amino acids. The record is from RefSeq and is a predicted model, not a curated record.
UUAGAAAAUACUAUCAACAUGAGCCUAAACCAGAGGAGCAUUCAAUUUCAUUGACUGAAUCGGGAUCAUUUUUAGGGUAGACUGAACUGAAAUCUGUUUGAGAAAGUCUCGACGAACUCUGGAAAUCUCUGAACCCAAUAAAGUGUUGCUUUCGCUAUUUCCCCUGAACCUCCCUUAAUCCUUUUCGUCAGAAGAAAGCUUCCGAGCCGACGGCGAUGCAGGCCGGGGGCACCAAGACGCGGUUCGGCCGGUGCCCGUACUGCCGCGCCAUCAUCUGCCAGAACACCGACGCCGCCGUCUACUACUGCAGCAAAUGCCGCACUCCGAUCCGAGGCAAGAACACGGAGCCGACGGAGGACGAAGCCGAGCGCGCUCUGAGCAGGCUGGAGAUCCUGUCGGCCGUCGACACUUCGUCGGUGUACUCUGACGAGGAGCCCUACGCUUCCUGCACGCCAGCUUCGGUCAUCGACGUCGACGGCGACCAGCCUCCUCCGCUAUCGUGUGGCUACAACUCCAACUCCGAUGCGAACAGCCAGGGGAUUGCAGCCUCCUCGCCGUCACCGAACAUAGGCUUCAAUUCGCGAUCGCCCCGGGAUGACACGUCUCGGAGCAAUGGCUGCUCACCUCGCGGCGUCAGCGAUAACCACGUCGGGUCGAACGACCGACAAGGUGAGGUUCGAUCGGUGAAGAACCGCGUAGCUGAGCUCCGGGCGUCGUCUCGACGGACGAGGCGGGACUCGAGCGCUUCUGACCCGAGCAUUCUACGACGAAGGGACUUUUCUGUCCCGGAUCAAGAGGAGGCGCCAAGAAACUCCGGGGAGCAGCAGCUCCGGCGAUCGGCGCUGAGCACGAGGGAGAUGGGGACGUCUGCUAGCAUGUCCGGACUGGAGCCAUCCGCCGUCAAGGCGUCGCCAUUGACUGAUCCGGCGUUCAACAGGGACCUGCUGCACGCGCUGGACAAGCUCCGUGGCAUGAUCGUCGCCAUCCAGCUGCAGCCGCCGCAGGCGAGCGGCAGCGCGAGGGGCGCGAUGACGCGACGCGAGUCCCGCCUCUUCCGUCGGAUGGAGUCGCAGCUCGCGCGGGAGCUUCCCGCCGCCUACGGGGAGGCGCACGAGCCGCGCCGGAUGUUCCGGAAUCAAGCGAGCACCGGCUCCGCCUCGUGGUCGUCGGCGUCGUCGUACAGCGGCCACGGCGCGAGGUCCCGUAAGCGCCACUGCUUCCCGGUCCAUGGGGCCGCGCCGUUCGUGGUGUGCGGCGAGUGCUCGGAGCUGCUCCAGGCUCCCAAUUCAAUGACGGCGUCGCGGAGGGGGGUCACUAAGCUGCGGUGCGGCGGGUGCGGGGAAGUACUCGAGCUGAGGUCCGCGGGUAUCGCUGCCCACGCGCGCCGGGGCAGCAGGGCGUCCGGCUCCGGCAGUCGCCACGGAUCGAAAGAGAUGGAACGCGCGGCUAGCAGCAGCGGAGGCUGUGCCGCCGUUGCUGCUGUACCGCGCAUUGGGGUUCGAUUCGAUGAGCCCGCUUCUGCAGAGCCAGCGGUACUGAAGUACAGAAUGAAUUUGAACCGGGCUGGCUAA